Molecule: messenger RNA, 3482 nt
Organism: Carassius gibelio (silver crucian carp)
Lineage: Eukaryota; Metazoa; Chordata; Actinopteri; Cypriniformes; Cyprinidae
Product: ras-related protein Rab-32-like
Exons: 3
Coding region: 2093-2725 (210 amino acids)
Biological process (GO): endosome to lysosome transport; phagosome-lysosome fusion
Cellular component (GO): phagocytic vesicle; late endosome; lysosome
Molecular function (GO): GTP binding; GTPase activity
Source: RefSeq, a predicted model, not a curated record
UUUUUUUUUAUGAUUUCACUUUUAGUUAACAAAAAUAUCCCAGAAAUGAACAAUAAAACAAAAUAUUAUUUAAUGGCUGAACAUUUUUUAGUAAAUUCACCUGCAACUGGCAGUUAACGAAAAUGUUAACUAAUAUACUAUUAUAGUUCUUAAUUUAUACUUUGAAUUCAUUUAAAUUUUCCAUUUUCAUUUUAAUUACAGUUUCAGCUUUUGUUUCUCAUUUUUAUUAGUUUUUAUCCGUUUUAGUAUUUUCUUUUUUUGCUUUAAUUGUCUAUAACUUUUAUUGGUUAUUUUAAUUUUAGAUAAUUUAGUACUUAAUUAAACUAAAUUAAUAUUAGAUGCUGUCUUGGCAACCAACUAAAAUAAAAUAAGUUUCAAUUGUUUUGUUUGUUUUUUGUUCAUUACAUUUGUUUAUUUAUUUAUUUUUAUUUAAUGUUUCUUUAUGCUUUCAGUUUUGGUCAACAAUAAUAACCCUGAAAAGCAAAAUACAGUUUAACAUCCUGCCAUUUUUGUGUGGCAAAGAAAAGUUAAUUUUGGACCUUAAUGCCAGUGAGAGAGUAAAAGCAGGAACUAAAUGUGUACAGUAGGUGCUCUUUGAUUUGUGUCACUAUCACUUGCUUUAGUAUGGCAGCAGUAGUUGACAUGAAACCAACACCAGUCAUUGUAAUGCUGUAUAUUCUGAGCUCUUUAUGCUUUUCGUAAUAGAUCAAAUCAUCUAAAGGACUUGCAGAAAACAACCACUGUAGCAAAAAACAAAAAAAAAAAUCAGCUUUAGGAAUUCCAACAAUGUGCAGCAACUUUAUCAGUGACUAUUUAAUGAAUCUAAGGUAUUUUAUACAGUCGUAACUUUUAUAAACUGUAUUUAAAAAGUCUAUAUUAAAAUAAACAUAAUGAUCAAACAGUUUUAGGUGUAGUUAAAGCAUCAAAUCAUGCAGCAUAUGUAUGCAGUAAACUACAAUACGUGUAGAUAGUAAAUUUGUUUGCAAAAAUCAGUGCCAAUGUCAGAACCACCUGCAUUUUUUCAUGCUGUAUUGUUUUUAUGUACUUUUUCUAUAGUUUGUGUGUUUAAAGUACAAUAAGAAGUGUAUAUAUAUUUUUUUGUUCUAUUUAGGUUUUGUUGUUGUUGUUUUUUAUAAUAAAGAAAAUGUAAAUAUAUAUCGUAUAUUACUGGAUUUAAAAUGGUCAUAACAUAAAGUAAGAGUUAUUUCAUGGACUUUUUCCAUUAGACAUUAUUGUCUGUAUUUGUUAACGUCUAUUAACUGUUGGUUAAAUGUUUUCAUAUCAGCUCCAAAUGCUUGCGUGCUUUAUAAAGUCAAUGUGUUAAUGAAGAUCAUGCUCAGCAGGGCCACCGACAGCAGUUUCUCCAGAAUGUACCACGACAUAGACAGUUAUAUCCUCUUGUUAUGACCAUUUAAGUCCUAUACGACAUGGCAGUUUCUAAAUUAUUAUGGGAUUUUAAGCAAUCAUAGAAGACUGUAUUCAAGUAACAUUUUAGAUAUUAUCUGAAAUGAUUAUGCUGUAAGUUUUCUUUUUUUCUGUUGUAGUGCAAUAAGUGUUGUCAGAUUGCAUUCUAUAGUUUUGAAACUAUACUUUAGAUUUAAGAAAACAUUUUUGCUACUAUGUUUUUUUUAAAUAGAAUCAAUCAUUGCAUACUAUAUGAGCCUAGAUGUAGCUAUCUUAAGAUAUACUGUUUCUGUAUUUGUCAGGAAUUGUUUAGCAUGUUUUAUUAGGAUUAUGAUAAAUAUUGUUUAUUUUGUACAUAAGCUCUCAGGGUUGUUGCUGCUGUACAGUAGGUGUUUAGUGAAUAAUUUCCCAAAAUGUGACCAGUUAUUGCUUUCAUAUGACCAUGUUAAAGAAUCGUCUUCAGCACCUGUGUGUCUCACUUUCACUUUAUGCACGCUUUGCACCUGAAUCGCUCAAAAUGGAUGAACUUUGACAUUUGAUUUACCUUGUAAAGUCUUUGUUUUAUGGUUUUUAAUGCUGGAAACUGUUUGUGUUCCUGGUAGCAUGGUUGGAAAAUGCGCAGAGAUUCAACCAGCAGAAUAAAUCUGAACUGGGUCAUUUUAACCACAGAUGCGAUUUGUUAUGGAAAAUGUCAGAAGACGCAGAAUUAGGAUUCACAGAACAUUUAUUUAAAGUUUUGGUGAUUGGAGACCAUAAAGUUGGGAAAACCAGCUUUGUUAAACGAUAUGUGAAAAAUAAAUACUACGAGGAGUUGAAAACGACUAUAGGUGUGGAUUUUUCCAUGAAGGUGAUAGAUUGGGAUGGUCACAUGCGGGUCAGAUUACAGCUUUGGGAUAUAGCAGGUCAAGAGCGUGUAAGGGGACUGAACCGCGUGUGCUUUAAGGGAUCCAGUGGUGCACUUGUUGUGUAUGACGUGACAAACGGGUCAACAUUGGAUGGAGCUCUUAUCUGGAAACAUGAACUUGAUGGUCAAGUAAUGCUGAGAAACGGCCUUCCAGUCCCUGUUGUACUUCUGGCCAAUAAAUGUGAUGAGACUAAAGUGUGUCGGAGGAAUGCCUCUCUUCUGGAGAAUCUCUGCCAGGGGAAGGGCUUCAUUGAAUGGUUUCAGACAUCAGCAAAGGAGAAUAUCAAUUUGGAUGAAGCUGCUAAAUUCCUCGUGAAGCACAUUCUCCAAAACAAUGAGGAAUCAGUGAAAGAAGAAGAGCAGAACAUGCAAAUCAACCUGAAGCAGCAGGCAAAGAGCAAAUCAACCUGCUGCUGAUUCACAUCCUAGUCUGAGAAGCUUGCUUAUUGAGGAUAAAAUCAAGAGAUAACGGUGCAGUUUAUCAUUCUUUCUGUAUAGCAUAUCAUUUUGCAAUUUGUAUUUUUUUUUAUUGUCAAUGAUUAAUACUCAUCUAAGCGUUUUGGGGGCCACAAACAAGUACCAUGUUGAAUGAGUUUCAUGCUGAGUAUCUAAUAAAUACCUCUCAUUUCCCCUGCUAAUCUGCUACAUGCACAGGGGUUAUUAAAUACAUCAGCAUGGAAGGAGACGAACCGAGAUCCGCUGUCUACAACAUGUCAGGAGUGUCGAGAAAUACUGUCAAGAUGCCAAAUUCAUUACAGUAUGUCUCUCUCUGCAGAAAGCAUGUUUGCACAGAGACAUGGCCUAUAUUUUCAUACAUAGCCGUCAAAAGUUUGUUUUCUUUGAAAAAACUUCAAUAGGAGAGAAUGUGUUUGAAAUCAAAAAUAAAUCUAAUGAAGUUAGACUGAUGAAAAAUAAAUGUAGCUUCAGGAUAAUACUCCAUAUUCCACCAGGGUUUCUGUGUUACAAAAUAAACUUCUCAUGAAGCAUAAAUGAGUAACGCUGUGCCUCAGAUCGCAAGCUAAUAUAGCUCUCCUUACAUUAUUUGACAAAAAGUGGCAGAAUUUCCGUUUCAUUGCAUGACUUCUGCAAACUUUAGUAACCGAGAAGUCCAAAACAAAACAAAAGCUGCUCUAUUUUAACAAGUUUAUAAAAUAUAGAAGAGAAAUAUGCCUCA